CCGAGUGUGAAGACUGGAGGGAGGGCGUGGGUAGAAACUGUCUCUCUGAUAGAUGGGGCUUCUGGGCACAGUUCCCAUCACUGCUUGGGGUUUCUGGGAGUGAGGCAAGCCGCUCUCAAGUCCACAAGGAUGUUCACAAUAGGUCGCAACCACACAAGUUGAGGUGCAGCCCUGCAAACAAGUGGUCAAGAACUAGUGGCUGAGGCAGAAUUCUGCCAAGCAGUGGGCCGCGGUCUCAAGGCCAGACAAACGCCAUUGCCAGCCCAAAGCCGAAGCACAGAGAUCUGUAUACCCCGAGAGGAUGGAGGCUUCCCUUGGCCCAGAUGGCAGGCAAGUCUGACCAAGGUUCUGGGAUGGUCCUCCAAAGAUGCCUAAGAACAAAACCAGCAGCCACCUGGUGUGGACCCGUCUCAACGUUUAAUGAUGGAAUGGCAGACGGCCUUGCAUCUGCUGGAAGGAGCUUGGGCCCCGGGUAACAGACUGCCUCACCUACAGCCCCACUCCCGACAGCACCAGCAUGAAUGAACGCAUGAACACCACCGAAAUCUUCGAUGGCAUUCGCUUCCCAGGGUUCAUGCACACCCAGGAGUCCCUGAAGGCAGCUUGUGCUUUCCAGUUCCAGGACACAGAUGUCCUCUUGGUGACGUUUCCCAAGUCAGGUACCACAUGGAUGCAGCAGGUACUGAGUCUGAUCUUCUGUGGGGGCCACUUGUGGCCUAUCCACCACCUCCCCAACUGGGCCCGCAUGCCUUGGAUAGAGCAGACCUCCUUCAGCAGCCUCCUUCCCAAGCUCAACAGCUCCUGGCCUCGGCUGCUCACCUCCCACCUGCAUGCCAAAGCCCUGGCGCCAGCUCUGAUGAAGUCCAAAGCCAAGGUGGUGUACAUGGCCCGGAACCCCAAGGACGCUCUGGUUUCCUUCUAUCACUUUCACCGAAUUGCCGGCUUCCUGCCCAAUCCCAGCUCUUUUGAGGAAUUUGUGGAUGAGUUUCUCGAGGGCACAGGCUUCUUCGGUUCCUGGUUUGACCAUGUGAAGGGGUGGCUGGGACUCCAGAAGGACCUAAAUCUGCUUUUUGUCACCUAUGAGGAGCUGCAUCAGGAACCUCGCCGUACCAUCCGGAAGUUAAGUGAAUUCCUGGGACACCCCCUGGGACCAGAAGAGGAGGAUGUCAUACUGGAACACUGCAGCUUCUCCUUCAUGAGUCAGAGCAACAUGGUCAACUACAGCCUUUUGUCCAAGGAGAUCAUAGACCAGAGCCAGGGCAAGUUCCUGAGGAAAGGUGUUGUUGGGGACUGGAGGGAACACUUUACUCCUGAGCUGGAUGAAAAGUUCAACACUGUCUACCAGUCCAAGAUGGGUAACUCUGGUCUCUGCCUCCCCUGGACUAUGGACUGACCCUUCUGACCCAUCUGGCCUAUCCCCAUGUGCCUGUCCUUCUGUCCUCCUGUCCUCCUACUAUGCUAUGCCCCUGGUCUAACAAUAAAAGCC
This is a messenger RNA of Peromyscus eremicus (cactus mouse), 1486 nucleotides long. RefSeq names its product sulfotransferase 2B1-like. Gene Ontology annotation, biological process: sulfation. The record is from RefSeq and is a predicted model, not a curated record. Lineage: Eukaryota; Metazoa; Chordata; Mammalia; Rodentia; Cricetidae. Gene Ontology annotation, molecular function: sulfotransferase activity. Bases 518 to 1393 code for a protein of 291 amino acids. Gene Ontology annotation, cellular component: cytoplasm. The transcript has 6 exons.